AUUAAAUAUCAGUAACACCACCAAGUUUGUUUUUUUCUCUCCCUCUUCCUUUACUUUCCAAUUCUUCACGCACCUGAAGUGAUUAAUUGCUUAGCUCGAGUUCUAGUCCAGACUCGACUCGCUACAUUUACAUAGCGACAGCUUGCCGUAACCGCACACCCGGAAAAACAACCCCGUCUGAUUCGAUGACUGACAGUUUCCUGCUAUCCAAGAUAUAACGGUUUGGAGCACGUGGACGCACCUGUCGACGAUCCUAUUGGCCGAUUCUGGCUGGCUGUCUAACGUAGCAUGAAAUUUGGAACUAUGCCAGUACGUUGUGCCUUCUAAUAAACGUUCGGGCAUGGAAAGCCAGCACGUGGCGCGUACAACUCGCUCCAGCGAUCACGUGACGUGAACGGACGACGAUAAUUCGUACCUGGAGCGAUUCCCUAAUUACUCCAACUGCCACCUAUCGAACAAUUUUUCAGGCUCACAUGGAGUUCUCUAGAUAUCAGGUGGUACCUUGUAUACGUCCAGAGUUAUUCGAUGCUACCAACCACCAAGACUACUACCUACCAGCAACGUAUAUAGAAGGGAGCUUACACUACCACAACGGUACCAGCGUUAUGGGAGUUAAAGACGUACAGUAUCCUUCUAGAAUGAAUCGAAAGAGGGUUGUGACUAUGGCACAGAGGAGGGCAGCUAAUGUUAGAGAACGUAGAAGAAUGUAUAAUCUAAAUGCAGCAUUUGAUAAAUUGAGGAAAUUGGUCCCCACUUUUACUUACGAGAAGAGACUUUCCAGGAUCGACACACUUCGUCUUGCUAUCAUGUACAUCGCUUUUAUGACUGAUGUUGUUCGUGGUACUGGAAUGUGCUCCACAUGCACGUGCGAUGUCAGGUGGUGCUGUCAAUCGGAAUACCUUCAUUAAGGUAUGUUUGACUUUACAAAGAAAGCAUACCUACCUUUUUUUUUCUUUGUGUUGUCUUUGUAUCCUUUCGUGGAUUUUCUUUCCUUUAUCUUCUACAUGUAGAGUUACUGUAUAAAUCCAAGAGAUGUGCCAACAUAAAUGUGUACGCAUAUGUAUAAAUAUUCGUGUUUAAUUUUAAGUAUUACAUAAAUUAUAAUGGAAUAUAUUAUUGUUAAUAUU
Centruroides sculpturatus (bark scorpion) is the source of this 1127-nucleotide messenger RNA. RefSeq names its product fer3-like protein. The record is from RefSeq and is a predicted model, not a curated record. Lineage: Eukaryota; Metazoa; Arthropoda; Arachnida; Scorpiones; Buthidae. The coding region runs from base 474 to 908 and encodes 144 amino acids. Gene Ontology annotation, biological process: regulation of transcription by RNA polymerase II; developmental process. Gene Ontology annotation, molecular function: protein dimerization activity; RNA polymerase II transcription regulatory region sequence-specific DNA binding; DNA-binding transcription factor activity, RNA polymerase II-specific. The transcript has a single exon.